This is a messenger RNA of Penicillium canescens, 642 nucleotides long. RefSeq lists its product as uncharacterized. The record is from RefSeq and is a predicted model, not a curated record. The transcript has a single exon. Lineage: Eukaryota; Fungi; Ascomycota; Eurotiomycetes; Eurotiales; Aspergillaceae. Bases 1 to 642 code for a protein of 213 amino acids.
AUGGCCGACUCAAGAGCCCAGGUGCUGCGCGACUUCGCAAUUCUCACCAUAAUCAAUGUCUUUGGGCUGUUUUACUUUUACCUUUCUGUGAUUCAUUUCUUGGUCUUCCAUUUCCCCUCAUCCCCAGGGGGGAUUUUAGAUUCACUGUCGGUGCUGGCCUUUUGCGCUGGUGUCAUCCUCGUUUGGAGCUACUUUAGUCUUGAUUUGGGCGACCACGAUUCCUUCGGUAACUUUGCUUUCCGCACCAAGCCCUACUUCCAGCUCGGAUAUUUAUCUGUCUUUACUGUCGUUGCUGUCGGGAUUUUGGUGGAUUUUGUGAACUGGGAACCUAGUAUCUGUGCAGCGCGGUACAGAUUUCCGUACAGCUGUGUCUCACUGGGCCUACUUUCGCUGACGCUGAUACCAACCAUUCAUGCCCUGGCUGGGACGUUCCAAAGUCCGCCUGCAUCGGCGGUACACUUUGGCAGAAUUGCCAUCUGGAAUCCUUUUGGCGCUGUGUUUUAUCUGCUUCGUCCGUUAGAAAGGUUUGGCGUGGUGACCGGGUGGCGGCCUAGUCUUUAUGUGGUGCAACUUGUCCUGGCCUACAGCGCCGUCACUUAUUCGAGGAUUAUUUUACGUGUGGUGCUUCAAAGCGCAUCUUAG